UCAUCGAAAGCGUUACUGCAAGUUUUUUCAUUUACUUGCUAUAUAUCCCCGCCAAAAACGGCACGACCAGGUUCUAGUCGUUCUAGAAUUCGUUUGGUUUCGAUACACGCUCAAAGAUUUUUUUACAUUAUUUGCUCCGUAAAUAUGCCCUGAGGCAUGCAUCGAGCCGAAGCAAAUAUUUCAAUCAAUUUCUUCUCAGAAGCUGCGCAGAAACUUACAAAUGUCAGAUCACCACUCAGAAGUAACAACGCCGCAGAGCAAAACGUUUCGAAACAGCUCCACUAUGUUUACUCCUUAUACCCCUGGUCGUGCUCAGCGCAGAAUGCAAUUUGACCCAAGAUCCAGGCAUACCGUCGUUGACAUAGAAGACCCUGAUGCCGAAGAUAACAUAGACGAUGCUUUGUUAGAUUUGAUUAAACUCACCUGGAAUAUCUCGGCAGUAUCACCUUUAUUCGGUCUCGACAUUAAAGAUGACGUGAGAUUAAAACAGUACUCCAAAAAACUCAGAGAAAUGGUGGCAACCUCUUUGUACAAAGAUAAUGUAUCUUACGAAGCUAAAUUCACUCCUAUGCAUCAUCUGGUAUGCAGUCCUUCAGAUCCUCCAGCUGUAAAGGUAGAAGUCCAUUCCAAAGACGACGAACAGGAUACUGAAAUGAAACAAAUUUAUCUCGGAAUAUUUUUGUCCUGGGGUCCUAGGUCUGACGUGGAAGCAGAAAAUAUAAAAUUACCAAUUCUAUUAAACAGAGGACUGCAAGGUGUUGCGCAGGCUGUACACUCUACAUUAAGUCAGAUGUUUGACUGUACAAUUACAGCUAUGCCAGCCAGUCAGGAAGAUCUUAUGUGGUUAACUACGAUUGUUCUUAACUCUGAUGUAGCUGAAUCGCGAAGCACUAAGAAGACUGCUCAGUAUGAAUUAAUACUAGAGUACACUAUCCCUGAAUUGCCGGCAUCUGACUUGAUCAAAGUCAAAUUUCCGCUGAAGACUAUGAAGACUUUGUGGUCAAAAAUCUGUCCCACUCAUCUGAGUGCCACAAACGAUAAUGAGCAAGUCGCUAGUAUAAUAGAUCUGAGUCAGGUGAAUCGGUUUUUCGAAUGUCUGAGGAUUAAGAUGCUGAAGAGUGCUAGUCUCGAGUUGGGAUAUUGUUUACUGGAAAAAAUUAGCUUGCCAAAUUUUACCAUUAAAUCUAAUAAGAUGAAAGUAACAGAUAUUGAAGCGAUUGAUCGAGUUCUUUGGUUUUUUCAAGAAAAAGCCGUACUUCAUUUUCAAGCCCCAAUCCCAAUUAGGAACGAAGAGUGUUAAUUAAUUGUCUUGUUAAUCUUGCAUUUAAUGUCUUGAUAUACUGUGGUACAUAUUUCUCUACAAUGUUUACUCGUUAAUGCAUCUAAAAGUGCUUGUAAUUUUAACCAAAUUUAAUAUCUUUUCGUUAUUUAUACGUAGUGUUUUAGAUUAAUUAGUCAAUUCCGAUAUUUUUAUAAUCUUCAUACUUACCGUGUCGUUCCGAAUAUAAGCUGAGGUUUUUUGUCGUUGACAGUACCUGCCAAAAUAGUUCUCGUCUUAUACGCGGACCCGGUGUCUUAUAUGCGAGUAACUAUGAAAAACAUCCUGAAAUAUUCUUAGAAUUGCGGGUCGUCUUAUAUGCGGGGUCUGCUUAUACUCGGAACAACACAGUAUUUAGUAUUAUCCGUUGAAAACUACCUCUUAUAAUAUUAGUAUAGUAUAAUAUUAUGCCUUAAUUAUUUAAAUGUUAUUCCUGGGAUCGUUUGAUCAAUUCUUAAACACGGAUUCACGUCCUAUUACUUGAUUAAAGACGUUACUCGCAAUUUUACGUUGUCAUACUAUUAAGUAGUAAGUUCAUCUGUAAGAAUUGUCGAACGCGUAUACGCGGCGCGAAAAUUUCGUAUUUUAAUGGCCCCCAAUGCGCGAUCAAUAAAGUCGUAGAAGAAGCGUUCGUGGCCGGACGUAUGGUUCGUUUGUGUGUUAAAGGGAUCGAAUUUAUGGAAAUUAAAUAUUUUAUUACUUGAUGAAUGCGU
Messenger RNA from Neodiprion fabricii, 2031 nucleotides. RefSeq names its product centromere protein L-like. Lineage: Eukaryota; Metazoa; Arthropoda; Insecta; Hymenoptera; Diprionidae. Bases 221 to 1300 code for a protein of 359 amino acids. The transcript has 6 exons. The record is from RefSeq and is a predicted model, not a curated record.